Molecule: messenger RNA, 4071 nt
Organism: Linepithema humile (Argentine ant)
Lineage: Eukaryota; Metazoa; Arthropoda; Insecta; Hymenoptera; Formicidae
Source: RefSeq, a predicted model, not a curated record
UCUCGGCACACACGAAGUCGCGUCGUAGUUUUAAAGGCACACUCUGUACAAACGUAGCCACGCACGCCUCUUUCUUCCGUACCUCCGCCUCGCCUUUGCCUCGCCUCGCCUCGCUACGUAGUGAGCAACAGAUAUUAAAGACGUGCACGUUGUAGAAGCGAAACCCGAAACCUGUAGAAAAAAUAAGCGAAAAAUGCAGCGCCCGGCCGCCGAUCACUGGAGAAAAAUCCUACUCGUGUAUAUUUUGCAAUUAUUUUCAUAUGCGACACUAGCGGAUCACAUGAAGGUACAAUUGAUCGCACCGCAAUACGUAAAGUUCGGCAAUACAGCCACUCUGUUCUGCAACCAUACCGUGUCGGACGACUUGCUGCACAAAAUAGAGUUUAUGAAAGGCGAAAAGAAGAUAUUUCAGUAUGUAAAGGAAAGAAACCCGCCGUAUAUCGCAACGUCGCGUAUUGAGGGCGCUAAAAUGGAGUAUUGGAAAAAUGGCACGACAAUCAAACUGCACGAUGUACGCUUUGAAGCUUCCGGUACUUAUACUUGCGAAGUCACUAUGACAACGCCCAUUUAUACUGCGGGCUCUGAUCCCGUGCAGAUGAAAGUGAUAGUUCAACAGGUUAAAAAUCCCGAGAUUACGUUCCAGAAGAACAUGUACGUGGUUGGCGAGAGUCUGGAGGCGAAUUGUACCUCCUCGGCCGCACAUCCAGUUCCUUAUAUAACGUGGUUUAUAAAUGGGAAAGAGGUGGACAUUUCUUUAGUUAAUCACUAUCCGCAUAAGCAACAUAAGGACAAUUUGAUGUCCGCCACCGCCAGGUUGAAAGUGGAAGUUUCCGCUUUGCACGCCGGGGAAAACGGACAUUUAGAGAUGAGCUGUCGGGCAACGAUACCAGACUUUCCCAUGCAGCACGAGCAAUUUGCCGAUAUUAGGAGUAAGACGGUGACGGUGCAAAUCAUACCAGCGCCGGAUGUGACGUCUUCCGCGGCGAUUCUUGUACAAGAACUAACGCUACCUACGAUACUCUGCAUACUGAGCGCGAUGCACGGGUUCAUUCCUUAAUAAAAGUCAAUUGCUCUAGGAUAAUUCGGCUGUAACAUACGUAAUCGUAAGGACACUAAGACGAAAAUGAUGAAACGUAAGAUCGAACAAUCACAAUGUCUUCCUUCGAUAUAUCGAGAUACACGGGGGCAGCGAUUUUAUUGUCUUUGCAGAAGUUUUGUAAACUCAUAGACGCGGCUUCUUCGUGCGCAACUAUUUUCGAUUAUUGCUUUUAACGAGCAUCUCGCUAUCUCGCGAAACAUAUCAAUUCCUAUGUGAAGUAUUGUCGGAGUAUUCGACAAAGUGUGUGUGUCGGAAAGCUAUGUCUCUUUCUUCCGUACGCACAUCCGCUUAUCGCGCGCAAAAAAAAAAGUUAAAUCUUGGAAUCCUUGUCUGAAAAUUAAAACAGAAAAGAAAAAAAAAAGAAAAAAAAACAAACUGUGUAAAAAUACUUCUGCGAUGUGAAAUAUUUUUAUUUUACACCGGAAGAACUUUGAACAAUGUACAUAUAUGUGUAUGUACAUAUAUAUAUUGUUGAAUUAGUUGAAAUAUCCUUUGACGGGGAGAAGAGUUUAUCUUAGUUUAAGAUAAGAUGUGGUUUUAUCGUUAAAUGUAUAAAUUUUGAUCUAUAUUAAUGUUGUUGAAGUAUUAUUAUCACUAUUAUUAUCGAUCACUAACUUAUAUUUCACUUUGAAAAACGAUAUAGUUUUCCGAUACGCGUAAUAUAACAUUUCAUCUAGUCUCGCCUCGCCGCUGGAAAAAUACAAUACAAUGUUUUUCAGGCUGGCGAAUACGUUCCUGUUAUUGUGCGCGCAUUUUUAUAAAAAUUCGUGAGCGUAAAAGGACGCUUUUAAAUCAGUCGAACUAUUAUUUCAAUAGAUUUCUCUCGUUCAGAACAAUAUCUCAUUUUUCUCCGAUAUCAAUUUCUCUAUUUUUUUUUUUUUUUUAGUAGGCUUUCCCUUUUGGGUCAAUAUUUUCUUAUAGCUUAAUCCGCAAGGACCAUGAUUAAAACAAAGUCAAUUUCUACAUGACUUGCAGCACUCGCGAUAAAAAAUGACUUUUUAUGUUUUACGCUCCGUUUCGCGAUGUUCAAUGAUAUCGAUAAAAACAACUUUCCGACAAUAAUUUUUUAAUUAGAGAAGCGACAACUUUCCCACGUAAAAUAAGACAUAGAUGUUAGAGCAAAUUCUCAUCAUCAUUUUCACCAUGAAAUCGAAGCUCGGCGCUUCAUUGGGAACAUUAUACACAAGAAAUUUAAAGCAAGAAUGGCAUAAGUCACGUAUGAUGGCGUCUGAGGUACUUUCGCAUGAGUUGAUAUAAAAAUACCUUAGAGCUCUUUUCUACUUUAAUAAAUUAUGAUUUUUAUGGAUUAUAAUUUAACAAUUACAGCCGUGAAAAUACUCUCACUUAAGCUAUUCUUACUUUCAAUUCUCUCUUGAUACACACACUUUCAUAUAUAAUGAACUGAGGAAUAUCAAUGAAACGGAACGUACAACGCAGUGUUACAAAUUUCAUCGCGUAUUUUACUGAGGAGGCAAACUUGAAAAACAUUGCGACAGCGGCUUGGCAUCUAGAGAGCUGCGAAGAACUAGAAAUAAUUAGAAACAAGUCAGAGUCAGAGUCUGGUCAAAGUUCCACAUGAGUCACUUAUUCGAUAACUGAUCAAUUAAUCAAUGAAGGCAAUCUUCACCGAUAGUCUGUUCAUGCUUUCUCUUUAUUCGAAACACAUAGUACAGUUAUAUCGUAACUUUGAUAAAUUGACCAAACUUUGACGCGACUAUGUGUACAAGUAGCAUUUACGGCCGUCGUGCUUACGGCUAACUUUUCGAAGCAUUAUUGGGCGCGUUACUCGUCAUUACGAUGCGAAACGCGCGAGGCUUGAUGCGAAAUCAUCUCUUGUAUAUCACCGUAUGGCUUGUCACAAACAAGUGCGCGGGAUUAUCCUUUGUCUGUGCUUAUAGCUCGUCGCUGAAAAUCUUAAUCCUUUCUCCGCUGUUGUAACGAAUACCAACAACUAUAAACAGCGAUAUUAACUAUAAUUUAAAAAUAUUUUAGUGCAUAAUAUAUUUUUAUGUAUAGUGAUAUAACUGUUUAAGCUGGUGAUAUUUUGAAAUAUUAAGAGACACACACACGAAGAAUUAUGUCAAUCAGCGUUAUAUUGGAGUGAACGCAAACGAUGCUUUCCAAGGUUUUAGUGUACUAAUUCUAAUCUUGAUUGUUAGGAUAAUUAGAAAAAAAUAAAUCUUUGUCUCUCUUUGUUUAGAGACUAGUCUAUCUAAAAGGAUCGAUAACUUCGGAGAUUGUUCUCGUGAACGUAAGUCUGUAGUUACAUUACGUGUAGCUCGCGUGAGAGUGAAUAUACUUUCGGUUACGAUUAAUAAAAAAAUUAAAACAAAAAAACAAAUUGUAAGCAGAUAAUAAAUUAACGAUCAUCGUAGUUAGGGAAGGAGAAAUCUUAGGGAACAAGAUUAACUACGUAGUGCUUUAUAGACUAAAGAAUAUAUUUACGAUUAACAAAUUUUUACGCAUAUUUCAGACUGCAACUAUUUGCUAAAAUCGAGAUUAACUAAUCCAAUUGCCUGCAGAUUCUUACAUGCUUUUUAAACUUACAAGAAAUAUACUACUUUUUCAUUUUUAUUAUAUUUACAACGUAAGCAAGCAUCGAUCGUCUAAGCAAGGUUCAAAAGCUUAGCAACGAUAUUUUAAUUCAGAAGUGCCUUUUUCAUAUAUUGUCUGCGAAUUAGAAAAUAUCUCAUGCAGAUUUCUCGGUCUGCCAGGCGACAUUCUAUACUUGGAAAGCAAAACCUCAACAUUGAGAAUCGAUAUGAAAAGAAGUCGCCUUUUUGCCGAUGUCACUCACUCUAAUAAAACUCUCAUUCGUUUUAAAUGUUUACUCUAGUGUGUCGAAGGUUAUUAUAAUACAGAUGUACUGCAAGCUUGAAUUUUAACUGUAAUUUCUAAAAAUAAACAUAAAAUUGAUUGGUUUAGAUUUUUGAUACUAGGUUUUAUUAUCUCAUAUAAAAAAAAAUUAUAUU